AUGCGGCGUGCUGAGGUGACGGUUGAGGAACUGCUGGUGGACAGAGCAGUCAAGGAAGAAUGCACAUAUGAGAAUCUUCCCAAAAGGCUGCAAGCAACUGUGUCUUCCAAAGAUGAAUGGCACAAAAGGAUAGUUCAGCACUGCAUAAAGAAGAGACUUCAAUGGAGUAGUUGUUAUGCCCGGAAAGUCAGUAAAGAAAAUGAAUAUUAUGACGAAAUGAUACCGUACUUGCGAAAGCAUCUUGCUCUAUUUCCAUAUCACUUGUCAGAGUACGUGUGUCGUGUAAUGAGAGUAUCAGCUUUCAGAUAUUACUGUGAUAUGCUUUUUGAAGUAAUGAAAAAUGAGCAACCUUAUGACAGCAUCCCAAAUUUUAGUGCCGCAGAUGCUUUAAGACUUACAGGAAUUGGGAGAAAUGAAUUUAUUGAUAUAAUGAACAAGUGCAGAUCUAAGAAAAUCAUGUGGAAAAUAAACAAGUCAAUAGCAAGAGAACAUUUGCCUACUCAACCUGUGGAUUUUCCAAUUGAACCAUGGUGGGGAGUUUGCCUUGUCAACUUUACAUUGGAUGAAUUUAAGAAACUCUCCGAAGAUGAAAUGGCCACAAUAGACAAAGUCUGCAAGGAAGAGGCAAAUUCAUUUGUCAUGUUUGAUGCUGCUGUUGUAAGGGGUCUUAGCAAACGAGGACUGGUCUACUUUGACAUUCCUGUCUAUCCUGAUGACCGACUCAAAGUUUCCAGGCUUGAAGGUUUUGUUUCUAACAGGGAGCAGUCUUUUGAAGAUCCUAUUGAAGAUUUGGUGUAUGCAGUUUUUGUUGUUUCAAAUGAAAAUGCAACUGUUAGUGAGUUGGCAACAACGCUACAGGCUGAUUUGUCACAUCUGCAGGCAGCUGCUGCUUUUAUGUGUAGAUUGGGAUGGGCAACAAAAGCAAUGGAUCCUCAACCUGUUGUUCUAGAUACAAGUAUACCUGGUUCUCCUAAGAGUGUAAGUGGUGACGAAGAUGCCUUUAGUGCUUGUUUGGGUUCAGAGAAUCAGCUUGUUGAUGGUGAAUCCAUUCAAGGGGAUACUCCACGUUCAAAGAACCAUGGCCAUCGUUCUUCUUAUACUCGUGUUGCUUUCAUGGUUGAUGCCAAUAUUACUUCAUAUCUUAUGAUGGGUUCUGUUUCACCAGGUCUGAAAUCUCAUGCAGUAACACUAUAUGAAGCGGGGAAGUUGGGUCAUGCCAGCAUUGAUGAUCUUUGCAAGGAUCUUAGUACUAUAGAGGGUGUAACAUUUGAGGGAGAACUACAGGAAUUCGCAGAUCAUGCAUCUAGUCUGCGUUGUGUAUUAGAAUGUCUACAAUCAGGGGGAGUACUAACUACUGAUGAAGGAAUUGGUAACAUGAGUAUGGUUACUUCAAGUAAUGAUGAGUCAAGUUCUGUGAUCACAGCAGUAUCUUCUGCAGAAAAGUCAGAAAACUCUCGUAUUUCAGAGGCUGAUAUAAACAAUGAUAAUUUAUUAGAUUCAGAAGAGCAUGAGGAGACUUCUAUUUCCUCUGAACCUGUUCCUAGUAGUAUGAAGGAUGAAACCCGUCAUAGUCCAUCGGAAGAUGACAGUGGUCACAUUCAUAAAGCUAGUAAGUCAGACACACAUAUCCCGGUUGUUGAGAAUCCAUUAAUACUUGGAAUAGAAAAGCUAAAAAAGAGAAAGAAAUAUCGUGUAGAUAUCCUCCGCUCUGAAAGUUUGGCUUCUCUUGCACCAGCAACUCUUAAUCGUCUAUUUAUUCAUGAUUAUGAUAUAGUUGUGUCCAUAGUGCCUCUUCCUAGUUCAUCAAUUCUUCCUAAACCCACAGGUCCAAUUCAUUUUGGUCCUCCUGCCUAUUCUUCUAUGACUCCAUGGAUGAAAUUGGUAUUAUACUCAACUAUAGCCCGUGGUCCUUUAUCAGUUGUUCUGAUGAAAGGACAGUGUCUGAGCCUACUUCCUGCUCCAUUGGCCGGUUGUGAGAAAGCCCUUAUAUGGUCUUGGGAUGGUUCAGCAAUAGGAGGGUUAGGAAAGAAAGUUGAAGGGAAUUUAGUAAAGGGUAGUAUACUCCUACAUUGUUUAAAUUCGCUUCUUAGAUAUUCGGCUGUGUUGGUGCUUCCUCUCAGUAGGGCUGAUCUUAGUAAAUCCGGAAAUGUAAUUACUUUGGAUAUUCCUUUGCCCUUAAAGAACUCAGAUGGGACUGUUGCCUCUGUAGGAAAAGAGUUAGGACUGUCUGAAGAAGAAAAUUCUAAGUUGAAACCUCUCUUAACUGAGUUGGCAAAAACGGCAGAACUGUCAUCAGUUGGUUACAUUCGCCUGUUGAGAUUAUUUAGUGGACGAGAAUCAAAUAAACGCUCUUCUGGCACAUAUGAUUGGGUUCCAUUAAGUGUGGAAUUUGGGAUCCCGCUAUUUAGUCCAAAAUUGUGUAGUAACAUAUGCAAAAGGAUAGCUUCAUCGGGAUUGCUUCAGUGUGACUCAUUUAGUGAACACCAUGAUGCAAUGGUAAGCUUAAGGAAAAAGUUACGCGACGUUUGUGCCGACUAUCAAUCAAUCGGUUCAGCCGCAAAGCUUCUUUACCAUAAAGAGCAACCCAGGGACUUCUCUGGACCAAUAACAAACUAUGCUAGCGGAAGAUGGAAUUCAUUUAGGGAUGCUGCUUCUCCCAUUUCAGGGACAUCAACUCCACAACAAAGGGUUAAACUUGCUAAUCGACAACGCUUCCAAACCGGAGUAUUGUGCUUCGAUGGAAGUAACAUCAGAUCAUAUGCAUUAGCUCCUGCUUAUGAAACUUCCACAAGAACUAUUGCAGAAAUGCAGCAUACAGAUACAACUAAUACUGAACUAGAAGAAAAUGAUAGCAAAGAAGCAACCCUCCCUGGCGUUAAUAUUAUUUUUGAUGGUUCCGAGUUGCAUCCAUUUGAGAUAGGUGCUUGCCUCCAAGCUCGCCAACCGGUUUCCUUAAUAAUAGAGGCUGCAACUGCUUCAGCAUCUGCAACAAUCAAAUAGUUACGAAGUCAUUCCUACACAUUACUCCUCUUUGAUACACAUGAAUGACAAUGCUGUGUGCCAUGUGCCAAUGUUAAUGCUACUUCCUGUUUCAUGGUUGAUGAUUGUGCACAAAGUUGGCCUCAAGUUUGAAGAUUUCUUCUAAAUCAGAAUAUUCAAACCAGUUGGAGAGAUGGAGCUCUGGAGACUAAUUAUUUAAUGGUCUUUAAAACAAUGUAAAUACA
Arachis stenosperma is the source of this 3224-nucleotide messenger RNA. RefSeq lists its product as uncharacterized. The record is from RefSeq and is a predicted model, not a curated record. The transcript is spliced from 12 exons. The coding region runs from base 1 to 3000 and encodes 999 amino acids. NCBI's taxonomy places the organism in Eukaryota, Viridiplantae, Streptophyta, Magnoliopsida, Fabales, Fabaceae.